Durusdinium trenchii is the source of this 934-nucleotide messenger RNA. NCBI's taxonomy places the organism in Eukaryota, Dinophyceae, Suessiales, Symbiodiniaceae. The record is from the annotation of a GenBank genome assembly.
AGGAGAUCCUUGUGGCCUACCGUCUAAAGGGAGACACACCUUCAGACUACCAGCCGCCACCCAGACGGCAGAUUUGUGUGCGGCGCUUCUUCGAGGUGAACAUGAAGGACAUCAAGUUGGUGCUCCCGCAAGAAGCUUGGAGAAUGCGUGGCAGACCUUUGGACAUGAUCAGGGCAGAUCUCAUCACCAUGGUGGGCCUCUUUGGCGUUUCUUCCCAUGUCCUGGCAAAUACCAACAAGUGGUUGGCUGUUGCCACCUGGCUGGAAGAGAAGAACCCACGUUGGCCUGGAACUUGGGAAUCAGCCACGGACAACAUUUCAGGUGCCAGUGGUGCUUUUGAGCGUCCGUACCAUCGCCAACUAUCGGCGAGUGAAGGUGGGUUCGAAGUCUCGUGUAGAUUCCAUGCUUUUCGACCACUGCCUCGACAAGGAUGCUGCUUUGAUGCGCUUGCUGCCAGAUGCUGCUGAAGCACAAGUCUUCUCUGAGUGUGCUCUCGCCUAUUGGUCCUUGCUGGUUGGAGCUGCGGAAAGGGAUGAAUCACGGCCCACAUUGUGCCGCGAGGAGCUCAGUUUGCGUGGUCAAGAAGUCGUGCGUGAGCUGGUCAACGAGGUCGAUCUGCCUGCAGCCGGGAUCAGUCCUGUUCUUGACGGAGCCAUCCAACGUCUGGAACGCUGGGGCUUUUUGCAGGCUCAAGAUGACGGGCUUCAGCUGACGAAGCUGAGUGGGCAAUUGGCUUCAAAAAGCCACCAUCUGCAAGGUCAGAUCAGCGGGGAUCGAUUCUUAGGCAUCCCCUGGGAAGGGAUGUAAUUGCGAGAAAAUGGGGCGCACGUGAUUGGCCAGUCCGGGCACGUUAUCUUCUGCUUUUAUUGGCCAGUUUGCUGACUCUCUAAGCUUUACCAGUGAUCCAGAUGGCUCAAGACAAUGAAAUGCAAAG